Amoebophrya sp. A25 is the source of this 2747-nucleotide messenger RNA. The record is from the annotation of a GenBank genome assembly. Lineage: Eukaryota; Dinophyceae; Syndiniales; Amoebophryaceae.
AGCUGGUUUGAUCCCUGUGGGUAAUCGUUUUGGGGUUGCUUGGAGGUCUGUGCCCUUUCGUGGGGUAUCAUGAUUGGGAACGUUUGGCGUGCGCAUCUGGGUUCCUUCGUGCUAUCAUCAUCGGCCUCAUAUGGUCACCGACGUCGCUACUUAUGUAGACCCCGCAGAUUCUUCUGAGUGGAUGCGUGUCAGAUCACACAGGAACUUCUCACGAGAAUAGACAUGCCUUGCUGAUCUUUAUGCACUUUGAACUGCUCCGAACUUCUGGAACGAUAUGGACACGGCUACAGCUAUGGACGUGCAAGGUGUAUAGGAGAGAUGCCGGGCCGUAUGAGAGUUAACCUGUGAGCAAUAGAAAGAAAAACAACAAGUAGCAGUCUUCUUCGAAGAUGCGCAUGACGUGGUCACGGAUGGUAGCGCCUUUCUUUCUGAGCUCACUCUCGGAGGUUCGAGUCCUGGAUGGACGCAUGUGGGAUGCAGGCGAGGAAACUCUCCACUAUUGUCGAGACUUAUUUCCACUAAAUUGUUCUUAUUGCUGCAUUUCUAAUUAAAACCCGAGAUGUUUCGAUCGAAUUGAGCUUUCAUUAGGACACAGUUUCCAUGUAGUAGUUUACAAGCGUUCAAUAAUAAUCAAUUGUUCCUCCGCGACGCGCCUGGGCUGGGUUCCUAGGAAGACCGCUCCAAGCGGGAGCUCCGCUUUCAUUUCUUAAUGAGCCACUUCAACUGAGGAAAGAACAAAAGACUUCACCCGUCAACAAGAUGUGAAUUUUUUUUUUGUGGCUGGCUCCAGUUGUAUUAGUGUUCAGGAGACCGCACAAUCAUAGAUACUACGGCUGAAGGUAUGAAUAAAAGAAGAAAUACGGCUCACAGGUGCUCCUUCUUGCUCAUCGCGCUUGUCGUGUACGUAGUCACUCCAGCAUGCUUUCCCCGGCGGAGAUCCGCAAAAUGACCAAGCGAAAAACAAAAGCGGCAACGAUCCUCCCAUCAAUUUGAUGCUAGAGCUCUGAGAACCACAGACACCCGCGCCAACUAUGGCCAGCGCGUUGAGAAUGGUGCCCAUGGGUUACCUUAUUCGCCUGGCGGUCUUGGUCAUUUUUGUGGCUUAUCCUUUGGACCUUGAUGGUGGGGCCUUGAUCGGGUUCCAUUCAUGGCCAACAGUGUGCGACUUGUAACGUAUGCUCUACCAGUAGCUAUAACCACGAUGAAAAUGCGUCCGAUUUUUCCGCUGAAGCGGAUGCAAAUUGCACUCUGUCGAGGUGCGCCGCUUAGGAUGCCACUAAAGCAGGGGAAAUUUAAUGUCGCAGCGCACGGAUACUUUGAUAACCAUCUUCGCCGAUUUUCUCUCUUGGCAACGCCCAAGAGUGGUCAUGUUCCGCUGCAUACAUCAAGCAAGCCUGGCGAGCAAGCGGAUAUAAUACCAUGUGUGGGAUGCACAGGAAGUAGUGAGCCAAGCGAGGAUCUUUCGACAAAUGGACCCAGGCUGAGCGGCAGCCGCGAAAUUCAAGCACGGCGGUGGGAAAACUGUGAGAAGGCUGUCCAGUGGUUUCUUUCUCUGUUGGAGAAAUGCAUGCCUGAUUACGAGUACGAACGUCUGCCUCACUACGUUCACGGAACUGUACUCGUAAGGCCAAGACAGUCAGGUCGCUCCUUGGACGGGCCAACUGAUUCAUCCGGGCUAUCGACGAAGGAGGCAAUGUGUUCUCAAGAGGAGGAGGCGACGUGGCAAGCUCUGAUGCUGAAGAGUACAUCAUUUCAGCGAAGGAGAUGCGGGUUUACUGGGAUACCGCGAGGCGUCACCACUGCCUCUAGUAAAAGUGGAGUCCUCCCAGUGUUGAGUGUAGACAGGCCCUUGAACUCUCGCAAGACUAGUUUUUUUUCAUCGCGCGUUUUUUUGCGUGACGUCGGAUUGGUCGCGGCGUUUCCUCCCUUGGGUAAAGUCAAAGCAUUGCAUUUGGAUGACGUGCGGAUCACGCAGGGACGCUGUGGCGCGCACACUAUGCGUGUGGACUUUCCACUCUCGGCAUCGACUGUUGACGUGGAAACUGUUUUUGCCGCAGAGCUAGCGGCACUUCUUGGGAGGUUGCCACAUAAAACACGCAAACAGUGGCACCGCGAGCUUCCUGGCUGCAAGUUGAAUUCGAGACAUGCGCAAGUUGUUGGAGAAUUCGUCUCGCGUCUAUUGACUCCGAGUGGAAUAGUCUUCGAAGUGGAAAACAGGUGGUGGGUGCACAACUUUAUAAUAGGCGGAAAGCGUAGCCUUAUCAGAAUCGGGGCUGUAAAACAGCAUGCUGGUGGACACCGCAGAGUGCGAUUUUCGCUUCAAAAGAAUGCAGCGAAACAGGAGGAACACAAGAACGCAGAGACACCAAUAUCUGUGCAGGACGGCAUCGAUGUUUUCAUCGCUCUGGUACACGAUGCAGGUCGCCUACAGGGACUAUUCGUCCUUUCUGGUGAGUGGAUGGACAGCGUCGGCAACCUUCAACGAGAAGGCCCGGAGUCGUUUUCGGCAGGCCGCACAAAAGUGACGCUGACGUUACCGCCUGUAGCUGGCGCAAUCGGUUUUGGGGUGGUCUCCAAAGUAUGUUUGGACGCCAAUGCGCGCGAGCAUGUUAUCUCCUCGUACAUUGACUUAUUGGAUCCGGCUGUUGAUUACCCAAAGGCACAAGAGAAGUUGCGGAUGCUCGUGCUAGCCGCAAAUGCGGCGCAACAUGAGAAAUAGAUGAUGAAGCAAGUGGAGAAAGUGAAAG